Molecule: messenger RNA, 618 nt
Organism: Haemorhous mexicanus (house finch)
Lineage: Eukaryota; Metazoa; Chordata; Aves; Passeriformes; Fringillidae
Product: protein MRP-126-like
Exons: 3
Coding region: 124-477 (117 amino acids)
Biological process (GO): endothelial cell migration
Cellular component (GO): extracellular exosome; cytoplasm
Molecular function (GO): calcium ion binding
Source: RefSeq, a predicted model, not a curated record
GGGCCAGGAACGGGACAGGACGGGGACAUUUCACAAUGGGGACAUUUCAUGGCUGGGCUAUAAGAGACACCGGGGUGGCACCGGCCCCGCAGCCGCCCCAGGGGACGUCGCUGAGGUGACAAGAUGAGCAAGGGCCAGCAGAGCCAGGAGAAGCUGUCGGAGCUGGAGAAGGCCAUGGACGCCAUCAUCGACGUCUUCCACCAGUACUCGCGCCGCGAGGGCGACCUGGACACCCUGACCAAGCAGGAGCUCAAGCUGCUGAUGGAGAAGCAGCUGGCCAACUACCUGAAGCACGUGAAGAGCCAGGCCACCAUCGACCAGAUCAUGAAGGACCUGGACGUCAACAAGGACGCCCAGAUCAGCUUUGGGGAGAUGAUGCUGCUGGUCACCCGUGUCACCUGUGCCACCCACGAGCACCUGCACGAGGUGGAGGACCACCAGCACCAGCACCACCACCAGCACCAGCACCACCACUGAGCUCCUCCCAGCAAUCCUGGAGCUUGGAGAAGGUUCCAGAGCUGAAUCCAGCCUUAAAAUCCUCCCUCCUCUUCCUCCUCCUCCUCCUCCUCUUCCUCCCAGCGCCGUGGCUUUGCUGCCAAAUAAAGAUUUCCAAAGCUC